This is a messenger RNA of Mastomys coucha (southern multimammate mouse), 1887 nucleotides long. It is a transcript of the gene Bsdc1, whose product is annotated as BSD domain containing 1. The record is from RefSeq and is a predicted model, not a curated record. The coding region runs from base 401 to 1684 and encodes 427 amino acids. Lineage: Eukaryota; Metazoa; Chordata; Mammalia; Rodentia; Muridae. The transcript is spliced from 11 exons. Gene Ontology annotation, cellular component: cytoplasm.
CGAACCCCACCCCUCCUUUCCUGUCCUCUCCUCUCCUCCUCCUCUUGUUUCUUCUCCUCUCCUCUCCUCUCCUCACCCUCUAAUUGGUGGUCUAACGAGCUUGCCGAACUUGGCCCAGAGAGGCCACUGUAGUCAGGGACUACCGGGAAAGCUAGCGGCUGGUUGGAGGAACCCGAGGGCAAUCUUAAAUACGAUUGGAUCAAGAGUUCAGAGGCGGGACAAACCGACUUUGGGACAGGGAUUGGACAAAGGCUGGGCACAUUGUUAUAGGGGGCGGGGAUUGGGCGGAGAGUUGUCCUUGUGUUAAGAUUGGGGCACGCUCUUGGGGGCGGAGCCUGAGGGGGCGGUGCCGUGUCGGAAGUCAAAGGUCGGUAAAUAGUGGUGAUGUCAUGCUAGCAAGAUGGCGGAAGGGGAGGACGUGGGGUGGUGGCGGAGCUGGCUGCAGCAGAGCUACCAGGCAGUCAAAGAGAAGUCCACUGAAGCUUUGGAGUUCAUGAAGCGGGACCUUACAGAAUUUACCCAGGUGGUCCAGCAUGACACUGCCUGCACCAUAGCAGCCACAGCCAGUGUGGUCAAGGAGAAGCUGGCCACUGAAGGCUCCUCAGGAGCAACAGAAAAAGUGAAGAAGGGGUUGUCCGACUUCUUAGGGGUGAUCUCAGAUACCUUUGCCCCCUCUCCAGACAAAACUAUCGACUGUGAUGUCAUCACCUUGAUGGGUACACCCUCUGGCACAGCUGAGCCAUAUGACGGCACCAAGGCUCGCCUCUACAGUCUACAGUCAGACCCAGCAACAUACUGCAAUGAACCCGAUGGGCCCCCGGAAUUGUUUGAUGCCUGGCUUUCCCAGUUCUGCUUGGAGGAGAAGAAAGGGGAGAUCUCAGAGCUCCUUGUAGGCAGCCCCUCCAUCCGAGCCCUCUACACCAAGAUGGUUCCAGCAGCUGUUUCCCACUCAGAAUUCUGGCAUCGGUAUUUCUAUAAAGUCCACCAACUUGAACAGGAGCAGGCCCGGAGGGAUGCCCUGAAGCAGCGGGCAGAGCAGAGCAUCUCUGAAGAGCCUGGCUGGGAGGAAGAAGAAGAGGAGCUUGAAGGCAUUGCAUCAUCUCCAAAAGAGGCAAAGAUUCCAAAAGAGACCAAAACUUCUGCAUCCCCUGAAGAUGAGCCUGCCCCCCAGAGCCCUUGUGAGGUGAUUCCAGUGGAGCCCCCUGCAGAGGCCACCCCAUCAGAGAGCAGUGAGAGCAUCUCCCUCGUGACACAGAUCGCCAACCCUGCAGCUGUGCCAGCGGCCCCAGAGCUACCUAAAGACCUGUCCCAAAAGCUGCUUGAGGCAUCGUUGGAAGAACAGAGUCUGGCUGAGGAUGAGGGUGAAACUGGACCGCCACCCCCACUUCCCUCCAAGCCUCUAACCCCUGCAGGCCGAGCCAGUGGCCCAGAACCCAGGCCUCCAGCCAGAGUAGAGACCCUGAGAGAGGAGGUGCCCACAGACUUAAGAGUGUUCGAGCUAAACUCAGAUAGUGGGAAAUCUACACCCUCCAACAAUGGCAAGAAAGGCUCAAGCACGGACAUCAGCGAGGACUGGGAGAAGGACUUUGACUUGGACAUGACUGAAGAAGAAGUGCAGAUGGCACUUUCCAAGGUGGAUGCUUCUGGUGAGCUGGAAGAUGUAGAGUGGGAGGACUGGGAAUGAGGGGAGCCAGAGCAAGCAGCUCCCCCACCACGGCACAUCCCACCUCCCUCGCUCGCUAGUCUCACCGGCCUCGGAAGACACUGAGAAUGUCCCCCCAAAUGGCCUCUGCCAUCCAGAACUUGGUACAUAAUUCUGGUGGCUCCCUGCUGGCCCUCUGCUCACGCCUUGGAAGAGCCUUUUCAAAUACAGAUCCAGAAGUCUGA